Molecule: messenger RNA, 2279 nt
Organism: Xiphias gladius (swordfish)
Lineage: Eukaryota; Metazoa; Chordata; Actinopteri; Istiophoriformes; Xiphiidae
Gene: agtr1b
Product: angiotensin II receptor, type 1b
Exons: 2
Coding region: 267-1358 (363 amino acids)
Biological process (GO): regulation of vasoconstriction; immune response; G protein-coupled receptor signaling pathway
Cellular component (GO): membrane
Molecular function (GO): angiotensin type II receptor activity
Source: RefSeq, a predicted model, not a curated record
UGUGUGUGUGUGUGUUUGUGUGUCAGACGGUAUUCCUGCUCGUCUCGCUCCACCAGUUAAGUUAAAUCAGAGGCAGUCACUGGUACACUGCGGUGGUCUCUCUCACUCUCUGACUGUCCCGCUCUGAAAGCAUCAACAGCCUCCUGGUUCAGCACCACGGGACUUGCUGAGGCCCUCACCCAAGGCCUGUAUCAGUCACCACAGACGCACCCUGCUGACAGGGCCCCCUGUUUAAAAGUCCCAGGAUUUGGUACUAAAAAGGGAAAAUGCAGAAUAUAACGGCAGGAGCGACAGAAGGGAUAGCUCUGACAUGCGGCAUGUCUGGAAGCCAUGAAUUCAUCUUCACCCUGGUACCAAUCGUUUAUGGCUGUAACUUUGUCAUCGGCAUUGUUGGAAAUAGUAUGGUGGUGGCUGUCAUCUACUGCUACAUGAAGCUCAAGACGGUGGCCAACAUUUUUGUCCUCAAUCUUGCUGUAUCUGACCUCACCUUCCUCAUCACUCUGCCCAUGUGGGCGACCUUCACUGCUACAGGCUAUCACUGGCCCUUUGGAGGAUUCUUGUGCAAGGCCAGUGCAGGGCUGGUGAUUUUUAACCUCUACACCAGCAUCUUCUUUCUCACAGCACUCAGCAUUGACCGGUACCUCGCCAUUGUGCACCCAGUGCGAUCACGCAGGUUCCGCACCGUGGCGUACGCACGUAUCACCUGUGUAGUGAUCUGGCUUUUUGCCUUUGUGCUUAGUGUGCCUACAGCACUGACCAGGGAUGUCCACAACAUCACAAACUCUAACACUACAGUGUGUGGCAUUCUGCACCCGAACAUUGAAAAUGCCAUGAGGUUGAAAGAGCUCCUGCUGGUCAUCAGCCUGAUGAAAAGCUUGCUGGGCUUCUUGGUGCCCUUCAUCAUUAUCAUCACCUGUUACUGCCUCAUCGGACGGGCGCUGCUGGGGGCGAGACACAUCCAGAAAAGCUCCCGUUCCCGGGAUGACGAGGUACUACGUAUGCUUGCAGCAGCUGUCCUGGCCUUCUUCCUGUGCUGGGUGCCCCAUCAGGUUUUCCACUUUAUGCAGGUGCUCACCCAGAUGAUACUGGUGGAGAACUGUGCCAUCCUGGAAAUCAUUGACACCGCCAUGCCCUUCACCAUCUGCAUCGCCUACUUCAACAGCUGUGUUAACCCUAUUGUGUACGGUUUUGUGGGGCACAACUUUCGCAAAAACUUAUUACGGCUGUUGCGCUGCUCGCCACGUGGAACUACUGGGCCUCACCCGAGCAUCAGCUCCAAGAUGAGCACCCUGUCCUUCCGUGCCUCAGAGGCACUGAGUCUGACAUCCAAAAGUAAGGGCUCUUCUGACGUUAAGUAAAAAAAAAAAAGGGUAUAAAUUCACUCCCCCUCCUCUUUUGGCCUGUGGUAAAGAGUCCAGGGAUGGAGACAUUCCAUGCUUUUAAAACCCCCAACUGUAUUACUAAGCACUGAACCAUGGAAAAUGGCUGUAAAGUUGUAUUCAUGUCCCUCUGUGAGUAAGUCAAAGAGAUAUUCACUACCUUACACAAUCUGCAGAAGAAUUAUUUGUAAACCAUCACACCACAGUCAUGCCUGUCACAUUCAUGCUGGCAAAAGUUUCUGUCAGUGUCUCAAAGUAAAAAAACAAAACAAAAGAGGAAUUAACUAUGUUAAUGGAGUGUUUCCCCGCUAGAGAAGGCUAUACAUGCUUACAGAUCACUUUUUCCAUUAUUUAUACAAGAUAUGCAUGUACUGCAGAGGUUUGUCACCAUUAUACCAUUAUUGUCCAGUAAUAACCGUUCUAUGGGCUCAGCAGGUCUUUCACCAGGUGGAACAUUUAUCAAGUGCUCAGCAAAGAUGCCAAAGCUGAAAAAAAAUAAAAAAAAUAAAAAAUCAUAAACCCCUCAUGCAUGCCCUGCCUGAAGCUGAAUACAUGGAAAAAUUGGAAAUGUGUAGCAAAAAUAUGAUGUAAAUUUGUCAGUUAUUAACAUAUCACUAGGACAACUAGUGCCUAUAUGUUACAUAGUAUUGUCAAAUUAUGUGUUCCAUGUGAAAAUGUAUAAGAAGUGUUUUCAUAUUAAGACUGUAAUGCUGAGAUGUUUCCAAAUCUGGGAGUAACACAUUGUAUAAAUAAGAGUGCUACACAAACACUCCCGGUUGGGUGAUCAUUGUCAAUAUCUAUGGUGGUUGUAUUUGUGGUAUUUAAACAUGUUGAUAGAUUUUUUUUUUCUACUCUCUAAGUGUACAGUUUGCGAAUAUCUGAAAACAUGAAUAAAAUGAA